GCCACCAUGUCCCCGUUGCGCCCGCUGCUGCUGGCCCUGGUCUUGGCCGUCAUGCCCUGCGCCCGGGGCGCCUGCCCGGUGCCCGCCGACCUCAAGCACUCGGACGGGACGCGCACGUGCGCCAAGCUCUACGACAAGAGCGACCCCUACUAUGAGAACUGCUGCGGGGGCGCCGAGCUGUCGCUGGAGCCGGGCGCCGACCUGCCCUACCUGCCCUCCAACUGGGCCAACACCGCCUCCUCGCUCGUGGUGGCCCCGCGCUGCGAGCUCACCGUGUGGUCUCUGAAAGGCAAGGCGGGCAAGACGCACAAGUUCUCCACCGGCACCUACCCGCGCCUGGAGGAGUACCGCCGGGGCAUCUUCGGAGACUGGUCCAACGCUAUCUCCGCGCUCUACUGCAGGUGCAGCUGAUGCUUUGCUGCUCUCUCAGCUGCAGCUUCCACAGAGUGCUAAGCCCCUCACUCGGCCUGUCCCUG
Molecule: messenger RNA, 476 nt
Organism: Saimiri boliviensis boliviensis (Bolivian squirrel monkey)
Lineage: Eukaryota; Metazoa; Chordata; Mammalia; Primates; Cebidae
Gene: SYCN
Product: syncollin
Biological process (GO): exocytosis
Cellular component (GO): secretory granule membrane
Source: RefSeq, a predicted model, not a curated record